Molecule: messenger RNA, 408 nt
Organism: Geosmithia morbida
Lineage: Eukaryota; Fungi; Ascomycota; Sordariomycetes; Hypocreales; Bionectriaceae
Exons: 3
Coding region: 1-408 (135 amino acids)
Source: RefSeq, a predicted model, not a curated record
AUGGAUAAUAAGACAGCAACAGAAGAGCCCAAGAAGCAGGAGUCGCAGCAAUGGGGCGGCAAUGACGAUGAUGAGCUUGAUUACUCGCCUCAGAAUGAUCGAGGCGGGCAGGACCAGUUCCAGGAUACCCAGGGAGAAAGCAGCGAAGAAGACGACAACGAUGAUGUGGAGGAUGUCUCCUCCUCCCCUUCCGAUCAACAGCAACAGCAGCUGGCUCAAAGGAAGAGGGCUGGAGAUGUGCAACAGAAGGCACCACCUCAGGGCCAGGUCGCCCAGCCCAGCGGUGGUGGAGAAGACGACGGCAAGAAACCCCUCAGGCUGCGACUCGACCUCAACCUAGAGGUCGACAUUGAGCUCAAGGCCAGGAUCCAUGGCGACUUGACGCUCGCGCUACUCGAGGGACUCUGA